GAUUGUGCAGUAUGUACAGUGCAUGCUGCCCUCCCGCCGCGGUGGGUUCCUGGUUGCGUCGUCGCUCAUGCGGCGAGGGUACCCAGUUUGAAACGUCUGGAAAUAGAAAGCGGUUCGGCCAUAUCUGUAAGCGGUAAGCUGCUGCAAAUGGAUGGAUGGGCGGUAUACACAUAUGUUGGUGGGUAGUGCUGCAUGUGCACACGCGCUGUGCUAUCUGUGAUGCUAUUUUGACGACGGAGAGAGGGGUGGCUAACAGUAGUGUGCAAGUUGAUGCAUUCGAGCCAACGGGCGUUUACGACAUCGCGAAGAAAGCGAGCAUCUACCAGUCGCUUCGCAAUGAUCCGGAAGACUCUGUUAGGAUGGCAGCUCUCGGUAGUCAUGCGCAACGCUUGCGUCUUCCUUUGGGCGUCCACGGUGUAGUGACGCGUUGCGUGCUGUUGCCGGUGCUGUUGCUCACAGAAGUCUCCACACGAACAGGGAGUCUUCUUCAUUUCCUCAGAUCUGACUUCGUCCUCGUCCCUCUACGGCCUCAACGCCUUGACUACCCAGACUAUAACUCGACCAUCUUCCAGAGAAUCCUUGAAUGGGUUGCUUACAAGCGCUUGCUGCCGAUCCAAAAUGAUUCCCCCAGAGGUCGAGAAAUUCUCUUGAAGUCUCCAGCCUUACUCUUCCAUGCCAACCUGAGGGCCUUCAUGGUGCCAAAAUUCUGCCUUGGCCAAUACUUUUGAAGCCGACUAGAUGUCGGUUGGGCCGGCGGUAGUAGAUACCAGCUAGGGUAAAGAUAUCGAUACUGACACCAUCCAUUCUGCGUUCUACCUCUUCACUGGCGGCUUACGGCGCAGGUUUCGAGCAGCUUCGGUGAAAGGCGUAACUACAUUCUUGCCUUCGAUAUCCAAUUGAACCAGUUCGAACUGAUGAGGCACAGUGGGCGAGCACCCGAUUUCUCGAUGUACCCGACGAAGGGUCUGU
Messenger RNA from Trematosphaeria pertusa, 969 nucleotides. RefSeq lists its product as uncharacterized. The coding region runs from base 156 to 728 and encodes 190 amino acids. NCBI's taxonomy places the organism in Eukaryota, Fungi, Ascomycota, Dothideomycetes, Pleosporales, Trematosphaeriaceae. The transcript is spliced from 2 exons. The record is from RefSeq and is a predicted model, not a curated record.